Molecule: messenger RNA, 2028 nt
Organism: Vicia villosa (hairy vetch)
Lineage: Eukaryota; Viridiplantae; Streptophyta; Magnoliopsida; Fabales; Fabaceae
Exons: 2
Coding region: 1-2028 (675 amino acids)
Source: RefSeq, a predicted model, not a curated record
AUGGCUCCCUCAAAACCACCCAACCCCACUUCUAAAGAAAUUUUAGAAGAAGCCCUUCAAAUUACUACCUUAAACCUAUACAAUGCAAUGCAAGAGACACAAGAGCAGAUGGAUGUCAGAUUCCACCAAAUCUCUACCGAAUUAUCUAACCUCCAAACAAGGUUUGAUAAUGAUAAAACUGUGGAAGACUCUAGAUUUGAUUCACUCAUGGCAGCUAUUAACAAAAUAGCUACUCAAAAAGAGCCUCAGCAGCUCCUUACAGCCCCUUCUGCUACUGUUCACGAAUCUGGUACAUCAAGCAGAUCUGCUACUGUUCACGGAUCUGGGACCACUGCUGGGUCAACUACUGUUCACGGAACAGUACCUCCGCGUAGCUCUACUACUGUUCAUGGAACAGCAGCCCCUUCAGAAUCCAUCACUCAUACCUUUCUUUACCCAACAGUAAUAAGGCAAGCUAAUUUCCAGACAUCUUUAUCAGACGUGAAGUGUUACUCGACAGAAAAGAUGGAAGACCUUGAACAAGAAAAUCAUGAAUUCCGUGAUGAUGUAACUACUCUUCGUGUCGGUGUGGAAAGAUUGACUGCUUUGGUGGAAAGCUUAGUGGCUGCUCGAAAUCAACCAUCACCUCCCCCAUCUCCUCGUGCCACUCAAAUGCAAACUGAAGUUCAGACUACGGCGAUUUGCGAAGUUUCUACUACUAGUGUUUCUGUGGCUCCUACCACUGGUCCCUCUCACUAUCAGAUGCCUAAUGGAUACCCUGGGGGCAUGUCUUACAACUUUGUGCCAGAGGGAUACCAUCCUGUUACUGGAACUACUCAAGUUACUCCUGUAAUGACUAUGACUCCACCUCUGGUACAUACCGUGCCACAAGCUGGGGCACCCAUUUACCAAGUUGAGCCCAAUGAAAGAAAUGAAGCUUAUGAUAAUUUCCAAGACCAAUUCCAAGAGAUGCGAAAGGAGAUUAAGGCCCUCAAAGGGAAGAAUCCAUUUGGAAAGAAUGCUUAUGAUAUGUGUCUUGUGCCAAAUGUGAAAAUACCUGCCAAGUUUAAAGUGCCUAAUUUUGAAAAGUAUAAAGGGAAUUCGUGUCCUCAGAGCCAUUUGACCAUGUAUUGUAGAAAGAUGGCCACUCAUACCGAUGAUGAUAAUUUAUUGAUCCACUAUUUUCAAGAUAGUCUAACUGGUGCUGCUUUGAAAUGGUACAUGGGAUUGGAUAGUACUCAUAUCAGUUCUUUUGAUGACCUUGUUGAAGCGUUCAUUCGACAAUACAAGUAUAAUGUUGACAUGGCUCCUGAUAGAGACCAACUCCGAGCCAUGACACAGAAGGAGAAAGAGUCUUUCAAAGAGUAUGCACAAAGAUGGCGUGAGGUUGCUGCCCAAAUCUCUCCUCCUGUGGAAGAAAGAGAGAUGACCAAAAUAUUUUUAAAGACUCUAAGCUCAUUUUACUAUGAGAGGAUGGUUGCCAGCGCUCCGACCGACUUCACUGAAAUGGUGAAUAUGGGAAUGCGACUAGAAGAAGGUGUACGAGAAGGACGGUUGACUAUGGAAUCUGGAUCGUCGACUGGAACCAAGAAAUAUGGAAACAACUUUCAGAAGAAGUGGGAAGAUGAAACUAUUGCUUUUACAAUUGAUGCCGCACAAUUCAAGCAACCAUACCAACAGUCGUGGGCAGCUCCUCCUCAUGAUUCUUCAAAGAAUGCUCCUCAGAAUGCAGCUCAGAAUCAGAAUCGUCAACGGAAUCAGAAUAUACCUCAAAGGAACCAACAGAAGGGGGAUCGUCGAAUUGACCCAAUUCCAAUGACCUACGCUCAGCUAUGGCCAUAUUUAAUUGAGAAGAAAGCAAUAGCUCCCAGACCAACUCGACCUGCAAAGUUUCCAUUUCCUAAGGAAUACAAUCCAAACGUCAAGUGUGAUUUUCAUGAUGGGAUAGCAGGUCACUCCAUUGAAGAUUGCAAUAUCCUGAAGGAAAAAGUUCAAGAUCUGGUUGACAAAAAGAUGCUCUCUUUCAAGGAUAUUGGUCCUAUGUCAUGA